Molecule: messenger RNA, 2517 nt
Organism: Pipistrellus nathusii (Nathusius's pipistrelle)
Lineage: Eukaryota; Metazoa; Chordata; Mammalia; Chiroptera; Vespertilionidae
Source: the annotation of a GenBank genome assembly
AUGAACAUAGACGUGGAGUUCCACAUCCGACACAACUACCCCUGGAGCAAGUUGCCGGCCAACGUGAGGCAGAGUCUUGGAAAUUCACAGAGGGAAUAUGAAAAGCAGGUUGUCCUGUACAGCAUCCGCAAUCAGUUACGAUAUAGAAAUAACUUAGUUAAACAUGUCAAGAAAGAUGAACGCAGGUACUAUGAGGAACUACUAAAGUACAGUCGAGACCAUCUCAUGCUGUACCCUUACCAUUUAUCAGAUAUUAUGGUGAAGGGCCUGAGGAUAACACCAUUUUCAUACUAUACUGGGAUUAUGGAGGAUAUUAUGAACAGUGAGAAAAGUUAUGAUUCCCUGCCCAACUUUACUGCUGCUGACUGUCUAAGGCUUCUUGGCAUAGGAAGAAACCAGUACAUCGAUCUGAUGAAUCAGUGUAGAUCGUCAAAAAAAUUUUUCAGAAGGAAAACAGCUCGUGAUCUUCUCCCAGUAAAGCCGGUAGAAAUCUCCAUAGAGGCGUGGUGGGUGGUGCAGGCUGGAUAUAUCACAGAAGACGACAUAAAGAUAUGCACUUUGCCUGAGAAAUGCGCUAUUGAUAAGAUCAUCGAUGCAGGCCCUCAGCUCUCUGGAUCACUAGAUUACAAUGUAGUACAUAGUUUAUAUAAUAAAGGAUUUAUUUAUCUGGAUGUACCAAUAUCCGAUGACAGUUGUAUAGCAGUUCCUCCUCUUGAAGGUUUUGUAAUGAAUCGAGUGCAAGGUGAUUAUUUUGAAACUCUGCUCUAUAAGAUAUUUGUUUCAAUAGAUGAGCAUACUAAUGUUGCAGAGCUUGCAAAUGUCCUUGAGAUAGACUUAUCCCUGGUGAAGAAUGCUGUUUCAAUGUAUUGCCGAUUGGGCUUUGCCCAUAAGAAGGGACAAGUAAUAAAUUUGGAUCAACUUCAUUCAUCGUGGAGAAAUGUUCCGUCUAUAAACAGAUUAAAGACUACUUUAGAUCCACAGAGGAUGCUCUUAUCCUGGGAUGGCGGGGAAAGCAGGAGUCCCGUACAGGAAGUGUCUUCGGCUACUGACACCGAUACAAACAGUCAGGAGGAUCCAGCCGACACAGCCAGUAUAAGCAGUUUAAGUUUAUCUACAGGAUAUACAAAGCGUAUUGCAUUUCUGUUUGACUCAACUCUCACUGCCUUUUUAAUGAUGGGAAAUCUUUCACCAAACUUAAAAAGCCAUGCAGUCACCAUGUUUGAAGUUGGGAAACUCUCAGAUGAAUCUCUGGAUAGCUUUCUUGUAGAACUGGAAAAGGUUCAGAGCACUGGUGAAGGGGAAGCACAGAGAUAUUUUGACCAUGCACUUACUCUGAGAAACACGAUACUAUUUCUUCGUCACAAUAAAGAUCUAGUUGCACAAACUGCACAGCCAGACCAGCCCAGUUAUGGUUUUCCUCUGGAUCUCUUACGCUGUGAAAGCCUUCUUGGUUUGGACCCUGCAACUUGCAGCAGAGUUCUAAACAAAAAUUACACACUGCUUGUUUCCAUGGCUCCUCUCACCAAUGAGAUUCGGCCCAUCAGCAGCUGCACCCCUCAGCAUAUUGGACCAGCUAUUCCAGAAGUCAGUUCUGUCUGGUUUAAACUGUACAUUUACCAUGUGACUGGGCAGGGACCACCAUCUCUUUUGCUAUCCAAAGGUACAAGACUUCGAAAACUGCCAGAUAUUUUCCAGGGUUAUGAUCGAUUACUAAUAACAUCUUGGGGUCAUGAUCCUGGGGUAGUUCCUACAUCAAAUGUGCUCACAAUGUUGAAUGAUGCUUUAACACAUUCGGCGGUUUUGAUUCAGGGACAUGGCUUCCACGGGACAGGAGAAACUGUCCACAUACCAUUUCCAUUUGAUGAGACAGAACUACAAGGAGAGUUUACUCGUGUCAAUAUGGGUGUUCAUAAAGCAUUGGAAAUAUUAAGAACAAAGGUGGACUUGCAGCAUUUUUGUGGCUAUAUCACCAUGUUGAAUGCUUCGAGCCAACUUGCAAGCAGAAAACUCAGUGAUGCUUCUGAUGAGAGAGGUGAACCUGAUUUGGCUUCUGGCUCAGAUGUAAAUGGAAGUACAGAGUCAUUUGAAAUGGUCAUUGAGGAGGCAACUGCAGAUUUAGCAACUAAACAAAACUCUGUUGCCACAACAGAAGCAGACUGGGUUCCUCUCGAGCUGUGCUUUGGAAUUCCAUUGUUUAGUUCUGAAUUAAACCGGAAAGUUUGUAGAAAAAUUGCUACCCAUGGCCUUUGCAGGAAAGAGAGCCUUCAAAACCUCUUACAUUCCAGUAGAAAACUUUCUCUACAAGUCCUUAAUUUUGUUCACUCAUUCCAGGAAGGUGCUUCAACACUGGAUAUUCACACAGAGGCCAGCUUUUCAAGUUUGCUCUCCCAGUCAUCCCAAGCAGAUCUGGGAGUCCCACUGCCUGCAAAGAACUUAGUAUUUAAAGAUGGCAUCUUAUCAGAAUGGAGUGGACGGUCACCUUCCUCACUGCGUAUUGCUAGUCUCCAUAUGCAAUGA